This is a messenger RNA of Populus trichocarpa (black cottonwood), 3647 nucleotides long. RefSeq names its product receptor protein kinase TMK1. Gene Ontology annotation, molecular function: ATP binding; protein binding; protein kinase activity. Gene Ontology annotation, biological process: protein phosphorylation. NCBI's taxonomy places the organism in Eukaryota, Viridiplantae, Streptophyta, Magnoliopsida, Malpighiales, Salicaceae. The record is from RefSeq and is a predicted model, not a curated record. The transcript is spliced from 2 exons. The coding region runs from base 389 to 3337 and encodes 982 amino acids.
UAGGAGAUCAAGAAAGGGGUGGGGAGAGUGUCAGUCAUGGUGGUGUACUUCUAUACUUUUUAGGUCUGGCUGUUCGAAGAUUUAGCCAAACAUAAAAAGCCCUCAAGUAGUGGAUGAUAGUCUAACGUACUUUUCUUUAUCUCAAUCUGUUUUGGGCACGAUUUCCUUUUCUUCGUCUUCUUCACUCUCCUUCAAAAUCUAAUCCCUUUUCUACUUCCAUUUCCUGUUCUCUUCAAAAACUUUUGAAACAAAUGUUAAUGUUUUGCACCUGGAUCUUGUUGUUUACAUCCUUUUAUGGUAAUUGACAUGUGAAAGUCUUAGUUUUUAUUUGGGAUUAUAAGGUACAUUGGGAGGGUUGGUUUCGUUCUUUUAGUAUGGUGAUUUGAUAAUGGGAGGUGAAAGUAUGAAGCUUUGCAACAUUGUAUGUUUUUUGUUGGGUUUCGUUACUUUGUGUUAUAGUUUUACGGAUCCCAAUGACCUUAAGAUCUUGUUAGAUUUCCAGAAUGGGUUGGAAAAUCCAGAGCUUCUCAAAUGGCCAGCCAAGGGUAACGAUCCUUGUGGCCCUCCUUCAUGGCCUCAUGUUUUCUGUUCGGAUGGCAGAGUCACACAAAUUCAGGUCCAAAAUAUGGGUCUUAAAGGACCCCUCCCUCAAAAUUUCAACCAGCUCUCAAAACUUUACAAUAUAGGGCUUCAAAGAAACAACUUCAAUGGAAAACUACCCACCUUUAAAGGACUGUCUGAACUGGUAUAUGCUUUCUUGAAUGGCAAUAAUUUUGACACUAUCCCAUCUGAUUUCUUUGAGGGACUUAGUAGCAUAGCGGUUUUGGCCUUGGAUGGCAAUAGUUUGAAUGAGAGUACAGGAUGGUCUCUGCCCAGUGAAUUGGCAAGUUCUGUUCAGUUGACGAAUUUUUCAGUGUCUUCAUGCAAUUUGGCUGGUCCAUUGCCUGAUUUUCUAGGCAGCAUGCCAUCUCUUAGUAAUCUAGAACUUUCUUACAACAGAUUGUCUGGUGAAAUUCCUGCAAGUUUUGGGCAAUCUUUGAUGUCAAUUUUGCUUCUGAAUAAUCAAGAAGGAGGGGGCAUGAGUGGUUCAAUUGAUGUUAUCGCAAACAUGACAUCAUUGUCACAAUUAUGGCUUCAUGGGAAUUCUUUCUCUGGAACAAUACCUGAGAAAAUUGGAGAUUUGUCUUUGUUGAGAGAUCUUAAUCUCAACGGAAACAAACUUGUCGGUUAUAUUCCUCAGAGCUUGGCAGAUAUGCAGCUGGAGAAUUUGGACUUGAACAAUAAUCAGCUAAUGGGUCCAGUGCCAGUGUUCAAGGCUGGUAAGGUUUCUUAUGACUCCAAUCCUCUUUGUCAAUCUAAACCUGGAGUUGAAUGCGCCCCAGAAGUUUAUGCACUUUUGGAUUUUCUUAGUGGAGUGAAUUAUCCUUCAAAUAUUGCUCCUCAGUGGUCUGGUAAUGAUCCAUGUCAUGGGCCAUGGUUGGGAUUGAAUUGUGAUUCUAAUUCAAAGGUUUCUGUUAUAAAUCUGCCUAGACGUAAUCUUACUGGCACCCUUAAUCCUUCAAUUGCAAAAUUAGAUUCACUGGUUCAAAUUGGACUUGGAGGAAACGAUAUAGAGGGCACAAUUCCCAGCAAUUUGACAAACUUAAAGUCUUUGAGAUUGUUCGAUGUCAGUGAAAACAAUCUAGGUCCUCCUUUGCCCAAGUUUCGGAAUAGCGUGAAGCUUGUUGUUGAUGGAAAUCCUCUUCUGGUUGGUGGGAAUCAGAGUCAGCAAUCCCCCUCCCCUGCUAGCAGCCUACCUCCUGUGAGUUUCACUCCACCAGAGAAUUCUCCACCAGAGAAUUCUCCACCAGGCAGUGCACAGCCUUCACCAUUCACUAUGCCUUCUAGUCCGCCUUCUCCAACUUCAAGCUCACACGCUAAUCGGUCUACUUCUACAAAAGUUCCAGCCCAAACUAAAAGAAACUUUGAAAGAACCAAACUAGUAAUUGUGGGUGGAAUUUUAGCCGGUUCAUUGCUGGCUGUUGUGUUGAUUGCUUUGUGUCUAUAUUCUUGCUUUAAGAAGAAAAAAGAAACUUCAAAUCCUCCUUGUUCCAUUGUGGUUCACCCUAGAGAUCCAUCUGAUUCAGAAAAUUUUGUCAAGAUUGCAGUUUCCGACAACAUCACUGGAAGCUUGUCCACUCAAACUGGAACUAGUUCUGUCAGUAAUACAAGUAGUCUGACUGAAAAUUCCCGUGCAAUUGAGGCUGGAAAUGUUAUUAUAUCUGUCCAAGUUCUUCGCAAGGUGACAGAUAAUUUUGCCCAAAAAAAUCAGCUUGGCUCUGGUGGAUUUGGAACUGUCUACAAGGGUGAAUUGGAAGAUGGGACAAAAAUAGCUGUUAAGAGAAUGGAGGCCGGAGUGGUGAGUGGUAAAGCUGUGGAUGAAUUUCAGGCUGAGAUUGCUGUUCUUUCUAAAGUCCGGCAUCGGCAUCUGGUUUCUCUUCUUGGUUAUUCUAUCGAAGGCAAUGAAAGACUUCUUGUCUACGAGUAUUUGUCAGAAGGUGCUUUAAGCAUGCAUCUUUUCCAUUGGAAGAAAUUAAACUUGGAGCCUCUAUCUUGGACAAGAAGGUUGAGUAUUGCAUUGGAUGUGGCCCGGGGGAUGGAAUAUCUUCACAGUCUGGCUCGACAAACAUUUAUUCACCGAGAUCUCAAAUCUUCCAACAUUCUUCUAGGUGAUGAUUUCCGUGCCAAGGUUUCUGAUUUCGGGUUGGUGAAACUUGCUCCAGACGGAGAGAAAUCUGUUGUGACGAGACUUGCUGGAACCUUUGGCUACCUUGCACCUGAAUAUGCUGUUAUGGGGAAGAUAACAACCAAAGCUGAUGUGUUCAGCUAUGGAGUGGUGUUAAUGGAACUUUUGACCGGGUUAACAGCCCUUGAUGAGGAGCGCUCUGAGGAAAGCCGAUACUUGGCUGAGUGGUUUUGGAAAAUCAAAUCAAGCAAAGAGAAGCUUAUGGCUGCCAUUGACCCUACUCUUAAUGCCAGUGAAGAGAUUUUUGAGAGCAUCUACACCAUAGCUGAAUUGGCUGGGCAUUGCACUUUGAGGGAACCAAACCACCGACCUGAUAUGGGUCAUGCAGUGAAUGUGUUGGCGCCACUUGUUGAGAAAUGGAAACCAAUUAACGACGAAUCCGAGGACUUUUCUGGCAUCGACUACAGCCUUCCACUUCCAGAGAUGUUAAAAGUUUGGCAGGAUGGAGAAAGCACUGGGCGAAGUUAUACCAGUCUUAAUGACAGCAAGAGCAGUAUUCCAGCAAGACCAGCUGGGUUUGCUGAGUCCUUCACAUCUGCUGAUGGUCGUUAAAUGAAGGCAGCUCCUAAGCAGUGGACUAGAGCUGUAAGUUCUAUUAAGGUGGAGUCAGUUGCUCUAUUUUAUGCUACAGCUUAAUAGCAUCAAGCAUUUUAUUUAGGUUAGUGCACACAGUAAACACAAGUUUAAAAGCAACCACACAGACGUUCUGGGUUUGUUUCUUGAGCCCUUGUAACUGUAGAUAGAUAGAUGUUAUUUUCAGUUUUUCACUUUGGUAUUCCUUAAUACAGAAUUUGCUUGUCAUAUGUUAAUGUCUGUAAAGAACUGUUGUCGUUUGGAAUUUAAAGUUACUCGAUUCAUGUCA